Daldinia loculata is the source of this 2298-nucleotide messenger RNA. RefSeq names its product fungal-specific transcription factor domain-containing protein. The record is from RefSeq and is a predicted model, not a curated record. The coding region runs from base 1 to 2298 and encodes 765 amino acids. The transcript has 5 exons. Gene Ontology annotation, molecular function: DNA-binding transcription factor activity, RNA polymerase II-specific; zinc ion binding; DNA binding. Gene Ontology annotation, biological process: DNA-templated transcription; regulation of DNA-templated transcription. Lineage: Eukaryota; Fungi; Ascomycota; Sordariomycetes; Xylariales; Hypoxylaceae. Gene Ontology annotation, cellular component: nucleus.
AUGCGCCCCCCAAUGCGAUCUAGCAUUGCCUGCACACGUUGCCGGAAGAGUAAAAUAAAAUGUGAGAAUACUGGCGGUACAAAUCCUUGUGACGGCUGCAUCAAGACGGGAAAACAGUGUAUCUUCAAAUUGCCCGAACCUGCACCUCCAAAGAGAGCCGAGCCACCUACGCUUGCCAGGCAGGAACGAGACGGAGGAUCUGAUAGGAAGAAGCUCAAAAAGAUAGACGAGAUAUCGAAAGGUGAUAAUCAAAAAGCAAGUGUUUACGCUGAGGAGGUACUUUCAGCACCUUUCUUAACUGAAGACCUGUGGGAGCAAGUAUUAGAUCUCUACAAGCUACAUUUCGCCCCGGAACUUCCCUUUCUACACUUACCCACAAUGAAGGAGAAAUUGGGGCGCAAGUUCAAAAAUCAACAGUCGGACGGUAACCCGGAUCUCAACUUCAACUUGGUGCUACUAGGCGUCCUUACUCUUACCGCACGCUUUCACCCAGACCUCGUCAAAUAUCUCGCCCAUAUUUGCAGUAACCAACCCGGCAACGCUAGGACUAGACCGGUUCAGACGCCGCUUGAUCCCGCUACAGCGUCUGAAUAUUAUGCCGACGUUCUUACCAUGGCUUUGGGUCCGAUACGAACGGCGAUGAAAACUGCCUCCGUCGAGAGGGUGGCAGCUUUUCUCAUGUUGGGAUUGUACGAGUGGAGUCAAACUCUGCCGAGGACGGGAGGACUAGGCGCUUGGAUGUACGUUGGUCUUGCCAUUAGGAUGGCACAGUAUUUAGGGCUUGGGUUUAGCGACUCACCCGACUCUCCCGACUCUCCUGACGACCAGUCUAAAUCUUUGUCUCAGAAAGCAUUAGAGAAAGAAGUCAGGAGGCGGACCAUGUUCAGCUGCUUUAUUCUAGAUCGCAUGCUCUCUUGCGGUAAGGAACGAGUGUCUAUCAUACAAUCAGAGGAUAUAAAAAUCCAACUUCCAUGCUCCGAGGAUAAGUUUGAUCUAGCGAUGGAAGCUCGCACGGGCUUCCUCAAGGAUAGAGGUCGGCAUGGCAUGGACGAUAGUGUACUCGCUCGGUUUAUUCAGUUGGUAGAUAUAUGGGGAGAGAUUUCGAAGUUUAGCUCAUCAGGUGGACGCCUCAACGACAAGGAAAAGGAGCACCCACCAUGGACUAAGGGGAGCACUUUUUAUCAGCUUUCCGAGAAGCUUGCAGAAUUCGAUGCGGAACUUCCCGACACUUUUACGUUUUCACGGUCCAACUACUUCAAGCAUGAAAACCACCAGGCUUCCAGUGUAUAUGUGCUGUUGCACAUGCUUAGGUGUGUCUGCUUAAUCAUGCUACACCGAGAAUAUAUACCCUUCGUACCUGUUCGGUGCAAAGAACCAGAAGGACCUCUCGAUAAACCCAUCUUUCAGGAGGACAAAUUCGGCCCACCUCCAAAAGACUUUUGGAUGUCUAGUGCGGAACAGGUAUUUAAGGCGUCCCGGGGGAUUAUUGAUUUAAUUGAGAUAUGCCAAAGGAAGGACAAGUUGCCCCAAUCAACCAUCGUCCUCUUCGCGAUCUGGACCGCCUCUUUUAUGGACACGGAAAAACACAUGUUGGAAUAUGAUUUCGAAACUACACGGCAAUCCGAAUCCGCAUCCGAAGUAUUUAGACGUGGGUCGAUGUCUAUGUGGCUCAAGAUGGCAUCUACAUAUGUGUUGAUUCUGCGGCAGAUGGACGACUAUUUCGGGAAUAUUAAGCGGGAUUACUAUAAAUUUGCGACAAAGAACCGUGGAAAUAAGGAAAGACCCUCCCGGGUUCGCGAAGGUGGCACUGGCGGAGGGGUUGAAGAAUAUAAGCCUUUGACCGGGAAGCUAAAAGACUUUGGGUUUCUCCAAAUUGAGGGUGAGAAUAUUGAGAGUCCACAUCGAACAUCGCCCAGCCCCAUGCCAUCACGAGGGAUGGAAGCUCCAGAUACGUCGACCAAGAGCAAAACACCAAAACUAGCUCCACCUGGAUCUUUUACGGCAAUCAAUCACACUCCAGUGGUGUCAGCCCCAGAUCAUCCGCCGCUCCAGGUCUAUACUACGUCGGAAGAACUACUGGAUACCACGGCCCUCGCCACCGAAGCUCACGACCGGCUUUUCUGGGAUAAUCUCAAGAAGGAAGAACCGCGCCGUAUCGGCACGAUAGGAGAUCUUGGUUACUUCUCGAGCGGAGACUCCCAACUCCCCAUGGCCGACAUGCCCUUUGGAGAUUCGACUUUAAUUCACGGCCUGCAAGAUUCGUCUUUCCAAUACCUACAGCAGAUGGCGGAGUUUUAA